This is a messenger RNA of Drosophila busckii, 2903 nucleotides long. It is a transcript of the gene Nup107, whose product is annotated as nuclear pore complex protein Nup107. NCBI's taxonomy places the organism in Eukaryota, Metazoa, Arthropoda, Insecta, Diptera, Drosophilidae. The record is from RefSeq and is a predicted model, not a curated record. Gene Ontology annotation, biological process: mRNA export from nucleus; protein import into nucleus; regulation of DNA-templated transcription. Bases 97 to 2757 code for a protein of 886 amino acids. The transcript has 3 exons. Gene Ontology annotation, cellular component: nuclear pore outer ring; nuclear pore. Gene Ontology annotation, molecular function: structural constituent of nuclear pore.
AGUUGUGUCCCGGCAUUUUCGUCGCGUGCAAAAACAAAAAUUUCGCGACAUCAAUUAAAUUUAAGGAAAACAAAUAUAAAUCGUAGUUAAUUAGUCAUGGCCGAUAGCCCAUUCCAGCCACGACGCAGCACUCUGCUGCGUCCGCCUCUAAACAGCACAACUAACUCAAAUGCACACAAUUUAUCCAUAACUUUGUUGCCAGAAGAACAAGAAAUGCUGAGCAACACGAGCGCCACGGCUUUAGGACUACUAAGUCGUCUGCACCAUCGCGCCAACACCACUAUUAAUGCCAACGAUGUGAGCAACUUAAGUAUGGCGGACUCAUCGCUCAUGCCGGACAACAUGGAUGAUGAUGCGGAUCGUGGACGCAGCAAGACGGAUAUGUUGUUUGUGCAGUUCUUUGAAGUGCUCCAAUCGCAUAGUAAUGAUACAAACACGUUAGAUGUGAUUCAGCAGCUAUUGCAGGCAUGUCGCCAGGCAGUGGAGCAGCUGGAACAGGAGAUUGAACGCGGUGUGGGCGGUGCCCAAGGCAGCAAACAGCGCGAGGCGAGCAUAGAGUGGCUGAAGCUGGAAAUAAACACCUGGUGUUUGCUACAUGCGCUAUACUAUGACCGCAUUCUUAUGCAGACGCAGCCAGAUGAGGAAAUGCUGGAUGGACCAUCGCUUGGAGCCAGCGAAAAGGAGGUUAUACAGCAGCUGUACGCCGCGAAUGCGCAACUGCGUGAAUAUCAGUUGGUGGUGGAUUGGCUGGAGAAGUCUUAUGACCAGGACGCACAGACUAAAGCUUUGUAUAGCCAUGAUCGCAUGAUGGCCUGGGAGAACACACUCUUUCAGCUAGAGAAUCUACAGGGCGCUGCCUUUGGCCGUGGGCAUGAGAUAUGCAAGCAGCUAGAUCCCGAUGCGCCAGUGCGUGAGGGCAAGCCGCUGCAUGCGUUGGAUAUGGAGGAUAAUCAGCGCCUGGGACGUGCCAUAUUUGCUGGAGUACGCAAUGGUCAGAUCGACAAGGCAUUGAAGCUGUGCAAGCACUAUGGCCAAACCUGGCGUGCGGCUAUUCUCGAAGGGUGGCGUUUGUACGAGGAUCCCAACUACGAACAGGAUGUGGCUGACACAGAAAAGCACGAGAAACUGCCCAUUGAGGGCAAUCCCAGACGCGAUGUGUGGAAGCGUUGCGCCUGGAUGUUGGCCGACUCCAAGAAAUAUGAUGAAUACACGCGUGCAACGGCAGGCAUGUUCUGUGGUCAUCUGGAUGCGCUCAAGUGCCUGCUAAGCAGCAGCUGGCAGGAUUCCCUGUGGGCACAUCUCAAAGUGCAGAUUGACAUACGCGUGGAGAGUGAAAUACGUAGUAACUGCCUGAAACGCUACCACCCCAUGCCAGAUGAGUAUUGGAAUGGCAAGAUGACGCUGGAGCAGAUAUUCGAUGAGCUAACCGUGGCCAAGGAUGUUGCUGUGCGUGACUACGCACAAAGCCAGCUGGGUGUCAUACAGCAGCAUAUAAUCUUGGACUCUUGCGGAGAAUUGUUGCAGCACAUGUGCCGCUGGCUGGAUGCGGCGCCCAAAGAUGCAACGCCGGUGUCUCCGCAUCAGCUGCGGAUUAUGGCACAUAUUGUGUUGUUUAUGCGUGAGAUUGGACGCAUGGACCAACAGCCACAGCAGCAGCAGCAGGCCGAACGCAUUGUGGCCGCCUACGUGGAGGUUCUCAUUCAACGGGGCGAGCCACAGCCCAUAGCUUACUAUGCCGCCGGGUUGCCCAACAAGUUGCAGGUGCAGCUUUAUGCCAAGUAUCUCAUGCAGCUGGAUCAGAAGCGUCCACGUGAAUUGGCGCUGGAGGCAGCGCUUCAUGCUGGUCUGGAUGUGGAGCAAAUUACAAAGCAUGCAGUGGAGAGCAUACGCUUGGGCAACUCACCGCCCAGCGCUUUGGGCGAACCACAGACUGGCAAGAUUUCAGCCACAGACAAGCGCAGGAUUCAGGCGCUGGAGUAUCUUACGCAUCUCACCGAGCAGCGUGGGGAGCUACUCUGGCAGGCGAAUGCCAUGAUGCGUGUGUAUUUGGCCAGCAAAAAGCUUGAGUGUGUGCGUCAGGUUUUUGCCAUGGUGCCAAGCGAUGUGCCCACCCAGUUGAUAAGCAUUUAUGGCAGCUUGGAACAUUUGCCGCCACGCGAGGAAUGCAGUCUCAAGGAGUAUCUCUGCUACAAGAUCUACUUAGCUGGUGUUGAUCGCUUCAAUGACUGGCUGCGUCUGCAACAGAAGCGUCCUCAACCACCGCAAGCGCAAACACGCAAGACGAUGAGUGGUCAAGAUAAGUUCACGGAGCGCAUGAACGAGCAGCACAAAGAGCAGACAUAUCGCAACGAACUAGCACGCUGGGAGCAGCUGGUCGCAGAGCAGUCCAAGCUUACUAUUGAUGCUUUGUACAAUGUGUUGCUAUUUCCGGAAAAGGGUUGGCUAACGGAUCCUUUUACCGCUAAGCAGCCGGAGAAUGCAGCUGGGUUAAACUGGGAUCACAGAAAGCUGCAAAUGGAGAAAUUACGCUCGAUUUGUUUGCCGGAAAUGGCGCUGUUGCUGCACGAGGUCAUGAUGAAGUCCGGCGACUAUGCCAGCUGCGUGCGCUUGGCGGAUGAAAUUGCUGACGAGCGGCGUCAGCUGUACAAGGUGUACACCAAACAUAAUAUUGCUGAGCUGUUGUCCAAAAUUGCCGAGUCAUCGUUAGAACUGCUCAACACUAAGGUCGAUCCCUGGGGCUAUGCUAUUACUGCGUAAGCAAGGCUCCACAUAAUAAUUAUAUAUGUAAACAUUUAUUAGAUUUGUGUGUAAUUUUAAACAUUUAUUACGAAGUCAUAACUUAUACAUAGUAUUUCUAAGGGGAACGCAGCAGAGCGUGUUGGAUGGGCUUAAGAUUGGAACAA